Molecule: messenger RNA, 916 nt
Organism: Hemiscyllium ocellatum (epaulette shark)
Lineage: Eukaryota; Metazoa; Chordata; Chondrichthyes; Orectolobiformes; Hemiscylliidae
Gene: iqck
Product: IQ motif containing K
Exons: 9
Coding region: 1-882 (293 amino acids)
Molecular function (GO): protein binding
Source: RefSeq, a predicted model, not a curated record
AUGGCCAAGCUGAUCGGCCAGCGAGUGCAGGGAAACCUUUGGGAGGAGAUCUGUGCAGAAUUUGAAGCAAUCAGUUCUCAUUUUUUAGAGGAUUCAACUCCAGAUACAGCAUCUGUGUCUACUGAAAUAUCUCAGUAUGACCCCAGCAAACAUUCCCCAGUUUUUUAUGGUCAUAUGGUAGCAAAGGUUUCAGUGGAUACAUCAGUGUUAGAAAACUUCAGUGCUGAAUAUUCACAUCCGGCAUUUUUAGGUCAUGCAAUCGUUCAGAAACCUCCUCCUCCACCAAGUCCGCCACCUACUCCACCUGUCCCACCACCUGAUCAAAAUAAAUCUACUCCAAGACAGUAUUUGGAACACCACAUUUUUCCCGUACUUCUCCCAGGCCUGUAUGAAACACUCAAAGAAGCUAAAAUUGAGAAAUGCUUUGAGAGAAAAAAGACUAAAUUCAAUGCUUGUGACUUUUUGGCAGAAUGGUUGUACAACAAGAAUCCAAAGAGGGUUGGCAAGAAGUUUGUUGCCUUCAGUGAAAUUCCCUUUGUUAAAGGAUGGCUUAAGGAUCAUCCUAGACCGCCAAUCCCUCUGUCUCUCUUAUUGUCAGAAGAUGAAGCUGCACUUAUAAUUCAGUCUUUCUGGAGAGGUUACCAGGUUCGCUGUGAUUCAGAAAUACAAGAACUGCGGCAAUGGCAGAAAGAACUAAGGGAAGAGAACAGAGGUUUUAAGGAAAAAAUAAUUAAAUUUUGGGCUGAUCAGGAAUCUAAAGUUGGACAGAAAAUGGAGGACCCUGAAGAGUCUAUUCCUCACUCUUCUGAGGAAGUGCCUGUUAAAGUACCUUCACCUACCCAGUAUGAAAUAAUGCUGAGCAUCAGAGAAGCUUGUGAUUAAUUGAUGCAAAUUGUUUUUUGUUCUCCAAUUUGUA